Molecule: messenger RNA, 1027 nt
Organism: Arabidopsis arenosa
Lineage: Eukaryota; Viridiplantae; Streptophyta; Magnoliopsida; Brassicales; Brassicaceae
Source: the annotation of a GenBank genome assembly
GAACUAGGAGGGUUCGUGUUUCUUGGUAAAGAUAUAAUCAAUGACGGAGGUUGUUCUCCACAUAUACGAUGUGACGAACAGUGGAUCGGAGAAGACUAACAACACCAUUGUUCAGAUCAAUAGGUUCUUCAAAGACGGGAUCGGUCUAGGCGGUAUAUUCCACAGCGCCAUUCAGGUAUAUGGAGGUGAUGAAUGGUCUUACGGGUAUUGUGAACAAGGAACUGGUGUAUUCAGCUGCCCCAGUGGCAAGAAUCCAAUGUACACAUACCGUGAGAAAAUCGUCCUUGGAAAAACAGAUUGCACAAUCUUCAUGGUAAAUCAGAUGUUGCGUGAGCUCAGCAGGGAAUGGCCAGGUUACACUUAUGAUUUGUUGUCAAAAAAUUGCAAUCACUUCUGUGAUGUACUCUGUGACCGGCUUGGUGUGCCAAAGAUCCCAGGUUGGGUGAAUCGGUUUGCUAAUGCUGGUGACACAGCCUUGGAAGUGGCAGGAAACACAGCAAUGCGGAUGAAGCAAGCCAAAACUGAACUUGUGUCAGCUAGUAAAGUUGCGUAUCGCUUCCUCUCGAAUGUUACCUCAAACGUAACCAAUGGCUCCAAUGGCUCUCCUCAACGAUCGGGAACUCUCAACAAUUCAGAAAGCGGGAACUUGAGAUUGCAAGGUAGUUGGCUCAAAGGCUUACUUAACACAGCCAAACCCUCCACAAGUACAGAGAUAGGGAACAAAGAGGAAGAUGCAAAUCCUGCAAUCACCAGUCAGAAGAAACCAAGCCGUGACUCUGAUGUUCUACUGUUUCAGUAGCAACCGUACUGAUCCACCACAAUGCAUUCGGUUAGCUGUAUACCGGUCCAAAAGUCACACGCACUAUUCUCCUCGUCUGUAUCCAUUACUCUGUAUCAACGUUUGAACCCUUAAAAUUUUCUUCAGUGUUUAGCUCAACGUGUGCUUUUGUUAAGAUCAUUCUCGGUUGUUACGGUCAAAUCUUAACGUCAAAAGGUUUAUUAGUCUCAAUACACUAGAAAUUGUGGU